This is a messenger RNA of Amyelois transitella, 882 nucleotides long. It is a transcript of the gene p27K, whose product is annotated as 27 kDa hemolymph protein. The coding region runs from base 25 to 789 and encodes 254 amino acids. Lineage: Eukaryota; Metazoa; Arthropoda; Insecta; Lepidoptera; Pyralidae. The transcript has 7 exons. The record is from RefSeq and is a predicted model, not a curated record.
GACAUUGCGUAUAAAAACAGUAGGAUGGGAAGUUGCCGCCGGUCAGUUGACAUCCGUCUGAGUAGAAGAACGCCAGGGGACAACACUAGUGCAACAAUGUGGAAACUCAGUUUAGUGGUCUUGUUAGCGGCUGGCGUUCUGUGCGAGGAGUAUAAAUUAGGUCCCAUUGAAUCUGCGAAACUUAAGGACGCGCUCCGCGGACAAUGUAAGAAAAAUGGAGCAGAGGACAAAGCUGACUCAGUUGAGGCUGCUGGCAAGAACUUCGUGGAUUGCGUUAAGAAUUUGAUCAAUAUUGAAACAAUCAAGAAGGAAAUCGAAGAGGCCAAACCCAAUGGAGCUCUUGACGAGGUUUUCGGGAAAUACUGUGCCAAAUCUCCCGAACUGAAGACAUGCAUCCACACCUUGAACAGCGCCGUGACUCCGUGCCUCGAGAGCUCCGUUCGCGACAAGAUGGGUGACAUCAACAAUGCUGCUGACCAACUCAUUGACUUCGUCUGCUACAAGGACGGUGAUAGGAUUGCUUUGUUCAUCGCAGAACAGGGCCCUGAAUGCUUCAGAGAUAAGUCUGAACAGAUCCGGGAAUGUGCCAACAAACUGAAGGAUGACGUCGGUUCCGUCGAGGCUGCCAAGAGUCUCACUCUCAAUCAACAAUGCAGUAAGUUCGACACAUUGACGUCGUGUAUUGUGAAGGCGUUGGAGACUUGUUCCACUCCGACCCCCGGGAACAUGGCCGAGUCCCUCUUCCGGUUCGUCCGCAAGGGGUCUCCGUGUAAAGACGUGAAAAACUAAGAUGCAGUACGCAGUACAAUAUUACAUAAGUAUGACAUUGUGCCAUUUGCCAUUGUACCUAUAUUUUGAAUAAAGUAUGUAUUUAAUAAAUAA